Molecule: messenger RNA, 1978 nt
Organism: Drosophila pseudoobscura
Lineage: Eukaryota; Metazoa; Arthropoda; Insecta; Diptera; Drosophilidae
Exons: 2
Coding region: 977-1738 (253 amino acids)
Biological process (GO): DNA integration
Molecular function (GO): nucleic acid binding
Source: RefSeq, a predicted model, not a curated record
UUAUUACGUUGUUCAUUACAUCUGCCAGGAGUUUCGGUAUUUUGUAUUUGUAUUUAGCUCUUGGGACGUUAGGACGUUUCACAUACAUAUGUAUGUAGUAAAUUAUAUGGCUUGAAAGCACAUACAUAUGUACAUAUGACUAUCGCAUUAACAUAGAGUAGAUACUAUAGCGUUAGGAAUUUACAUAUGUAUGUACAAUGUAAGUAUAUGUGAAAUACGCAGGACUAAACUGGGAAUCUGUUGUUCUAUUAAAGCUCUCCAUGAAUCCACAGUAUUCGUAAAAUCACAGCUACAUAUGUAUGUACAUAUGUCGUUGCUACUUUAAUGCUUUCGAUCAGUACAUAUCCUGCCUUCAGUCAGACUCGAAUCCCUUAAAACCAAUUGCGAGCACUGCGGAUUAAAAUAAGCUAGUUUGGUUCGUAGUCUCGGAAAUGAUUUAUUGAUGACAUUUUCCGGAAAUAUCUGUUUUUUUUUAACUGCUUCAGACAUCUGGAUAUCUAUUAUCUGGAUAUCUAUUUCGCUUUAAGUUUGAUUUGAUAUCUUUCUGUCUGUUUUGUUGUAAAUUUGAUCCAAUUUCAACAAUGUGGCAUCGCAUGUAUACAUGCUUACUGAUAUCGAUAGUGUUACCGAUACUCGUUUGGCAUCAGAGCGUCUCUUUUGUGCCCUUCUCCAAAAACAUAUGAGCAAGUCACCCUUUUAUUUUAUUUUUUUAAAUAGUAAAAGAUUUAAGGAUCUGGAUGUGUCGCGACAAAGGCGAUGCAAAUUGCAUUGCAUUGCCAUUCGCUCAAGCAAAUAAAAUUAAAUAUUCAGCCUGUUGAAACCAAUUAAGUUUGUCGCCAGGAAGUAAGGCUAGCAAUGUUUAUUGCCCGGCGGCACUAAUAUCAAUUAGAUCGGACAAAAUGCACUAACGUAAAUAAGACCACUUCAACGAGGGUCUACGAAAUGCUACUGGCGAUGAAAAAUAAUGUCUUAAUUGAUGCAGCGUUUCUCAGAUUCUAAGUUCGUCGGUCGUCGAGGAUGUCCGCAACGCGUGAACUGCGACAACGCGACAAAUUUCGUCGGAGCAAGUCGCCACUUCAGCGAACUGCGGAGGAAGAUAGAGGCGGAAGCGGACGCGAUACGCGAAUUUGCGUCAAGAAGCGGGUGCGAGUUUGCCUUCAUACCGCCUCGUGAACCGCACAUGGGCGGACUUUGGGAGGCCGGUGUGAAGUCUGCCAAGGGCCUACUCCUACGGGCAGUCGGAAGCGCUCUCCUCACCGCAGAGGAGCUGGAGACCGUGCUGGUCGGAAUCGAGGCGGUACUCAACUCGCGCCCGCUAGGACCCCUAAGCCCAGACCCAAGCGACGGAGACGCGCUGACUCCCGGGCACCUGCUGACAGGCGGGCCGCUCAUCGCACCCCCAGCACCCAGGACCCCGGACCAGGAGGGUCUGAGCUGCUUAAAGCGAUGGCGGCUUGUCUCGUCAGCCAGGCAAAUGUUCUGGCAGCGAUGGUCCCGGGAGUAUGUGCUGGGAUUACAAAUAAGAUUCAAGUGGCACCAGGAGGAGCCAAACAUAAAGGAAGGCGACCUCGUAAUCGUCGCCGAGGACAACCUGCCCCCUCAACAGUGGCUCCUCGGAAGGGUGGUCGGAACAACCGCCGGGCAGGACGGAAGGGUCAGAGUGGUCGAGCUAAGGACGAGCAGCGGAGCCACGUUCAGGAGGCCGAUACACAAAUUGGCGCUUCUGCCAAUGGUUUGAAGCCUUCCAGGCCUUCAACGGGGCCGGUGUAGCGCCAUUUGAAUAAUAAUAAUUGUUAUUAGGAUAGUAUUUCAUGAAGUCUAGUGUAAGUUAGGCUAGGGCAAAGCGGGAGCGCAAUAAAAGCUCGCUCUCUCGCUCUUGGCGAAUUCGCCCCGCUUUGCCACCGUAGGUAAGGUAGGCAUAGAAGAAAUUGUUUUAAUAUAUGAAAGUAGUCGAGAAAAAUCCAUGAAAUCGAACGCA